AUGGCCAAACAAGGAUCCGCGCUAAUUGCCAAGGCCAUCGAAAUCGAAGAGGCGCUCGGCUUUGAUCCGAUUCACAGCGACCGUCUCGCAGAGACCCGGCGAUUGCAGUAUGUGUCUGUUUGUCGCCAAGGUCCCGAGGUGUAUAGUCUGGUGGUCGCCAGGAAGAAACCGGCAUCCGUCUCAACCGAGCCAUCCGGACUGACCCUUAUCGAGGAGCGAGCGGGCCUUGCUCCAAAUGGGAUGACCAGGUAUCCUGGUAUUUAG
Messenger RNA from Penicillium argentinense, 264 nucleotides. RefSeq lists its product as uncharacterized. Lineage: Eukaryota; Fungi; Ascomycota; Eurotiomycetes; Eurotiales; Aspergillaceae. The record is from RefSeq and is a predicted model, not a curated record. The coding region runs from base 1 to 264 and encodes 87 amino acids. The transcript has a single exon.